AUGUCGUCGUCAUGGCCAUGGCAUUUCAUUGCCCUCUCUGAAUCCGACAAGCUACAUCGCCGGGACCUUCUUGAUCUCCGAGGACAGUAUGCACAAUGGUCUAUUGUCCUAGCCUUGGUUGCAGCUCGAGUCAUCCGAACCCUGGCAAAAGCCUCCGGGAAGACAUCAAAGCCAGCCCGUGGGCUACUCUCGUGGUGGGAUCGGCCACUUGUUUCUGGAUGGAUAGAAACUCGGCGACAGUAUUUCAUCUGCGGAGUCUGGCUAUCCUGGCUUGUAAGCCUCUCGGUUUGGAACAGUGGAGAUGACUACCUUCAUUUGACCAAAGCAUUGGGUCAUGUCGGCCUGUCUCAGAUCCCUUUACAGGUCUUGAUGUCUCCAGCAGCGUAUAUCUCAACUACCAAGCCAGGAGCUUCAUCGUUAUGCGCGGUUUUGACUGGGAUCUCUCAGCCAACUCUGACACCCUACCACCGUCUCUUUGGCCGAAUUGUUGUCUCGCCUCUCCUCCUCGCCCAUGCCUCACUUUACAUGAACUUUUUCGUGCAGAACACUCAUCCCGAGUUCGGUCUCUUAGUCUUCAAGCGAGUCCGUGACUUUGAUGUCCAAUGCGGCCUGCUUGCGAUCUUCUCAGCGGUGUCUCUCUUCCUCUUUGCGCGACCUCGUGGUGCUAAGCAGAGUGGACUUCAAGGUUGGCUAAUGCAAGGGCCCGUCCAAGAACGCAGGCGCAUGUUUUACCUAUACCAUGUGUUUUUGGUCGUGGUGUUGUGUGGUGCUGCUUACUUCCAUGUCAAGCAGGCGCAAAAGUACAUGAUUCAGACUCUAUCAGCCUCGGUACUCAAUGGGGUUUGUUCUUGGGCAGUGGUGCAGUGGGAAGGUCGACGAUAA
Messenger RNA from Penicillium antarcticum, 882 nucleotides. RefSeq names its product ferric reductase-like transmembrane domain-containing protein. Bases 1 to 882 code for a protein of 293 amino acids. The transcript has 2 exons. Lineage: Eukaryota; Fungi; Ascomycota; Eurotiomycetes; Eurotiales; Aspergillaceae. The record is from RefSeq and is a predicted model, not a curated record.